AUGACAACUUGUGUUAAGGACUUUGGUAGAGCCUGGUGGUCAGAGGUAUAUAACAGAAUAAUUGGUGCUGCCGUUUAUUUGGACGAUGCUAGUUCUGAAUGUCUUCAUUGGGACGGUGGUCUCUUGAACUUGCUUUUUGGAGGAGCAGUAGCUGUUAAAAGCUUGUCUCCGUUUGAGUUUUCAGGCAAAGACCAUAAAAAGGCUGUAUUCAUUACACAAUCCACAUCAACUCAACUUAAAACAAUAUGUGAGAUAAUAAAGAAUAGUGAUUUCACACAUUGCAUUCUUAUAUCCUGUGUUGGUUUGGAUGUAGUCUUCCUAGAGUUAAAUGAAGGGAAGGAUGUGAGUGAUAUCAUAGCAGCAGGUAAAGGUCAAACAGAAUGCACUAAACAGUUAGAAGGCAUGCUAUGUGAAUGGAUUGGUAAAAAACAAUAUGCUGUAGAAGUUGUCCAUAUACCGAUCUGCACAAUAUCACCGACAAAUGUUGUGUUUUUGACACCACCAUAUCAUAAUGUUUACCCUAAGUAUGAUGGAAAACUUAUUCCUGAUUCAACAUCGAUUGAUCUUUAUACACUGAAGAGAGAAGAAAGGUCUCAAGUACGGAGAUUGGCUAGUAGCCUCAACAGUAUAAUGGACUCUAUGAACCUAAAGGAGGAUAUAUUUUAUGUAGGACCGUAUAGUUCACUAGUAGCUGGUGUUCUAGAAAACUCACCUGUUUGUAUAUCAAGAAGAAAAAAUUCUAUAAAUCCCACAUCUUUGAUCAUUGUUGAUCGCACGCUUGAUCUUUGUGGGGUAACUAGCUUCUCUAUGGAAUCGGUUCUUGAUAAAAUCAUGACAGUUUUGCCGAGAUUUCCGGGACACUCUAAUGAGGUUGCAGUGGAUAUGUCACCACUAUGUGAGGCCAAUGUAAUAAACCACCCAGAAGAUAUCCAAUUGAGUCCUGGUUGUUUAUUUCACGCAAAAGACGAGUCUUGCACUCAGACCUACGACCACAUGAUUAAUAAGUCGCAAAAGGAAGUCAUGUUCGAUUUGUAUAACAAAUUAUCCAAAUUGGACGUGCAAAAGUCGCCUAGUCCAAAAAAUUUACUGAAAGUCACGCCACAAAGCAUGGAAAAAAUUGUGGCGGCAUCAAAAGGGAAUUAUGACAUUAUAGAAAAGAAUUUAGGCGUGUUGCAGCAAGCACUUGCUGUUGUACAGACAUUGAAGUCGCCCAAACGUGCACAAAUCGAGUUACUUAUGAGUUUAGAGAAACAAGUACUGCAAAAUCUAGCUGCCAGCCGAGACUCAACUAGCGUGCUGCAUCUGAUCAGCAAUUUAAUAAAAACGAGAAAAGAACGCAAUCUUCCUGUCGAAAGUUUACUGGCUUUGAUCACUAACAUAUACUCGCUGAUUGGAACAGAGGUGUCAUUCUCUAAACAACACGAGGAUAGUCUCACUGAGACCUUAAGUGUGGCCAUAUUUGAAGACCACAAGUCGCUGUUCUCGAAUGAUGACAUUAGUCACAUAGUAACGCCAGAACAGUGUGAUGAAAUCGCACAAAAUAUUAUGACAAAGUUAAAGGAUGUUGCCCAAAUGAGAAAAAUAUUACACAAGUAACUAUUCUUCAUAAUUAUUAAUCUUUCCGCGAGCGAC
Messenger RNA from Diatraea saccharalis (sugarcane borer), 1632 nucleotides. The record is from the annotation of a GenBank genome assembly. Lineage: Eukaryota; Metazoa; Arthropoda; Insecta; Lepidoptera; Crambidae.